GUGCACAAAAGUGGGCACAUGGAACAAGGCUCAUAUUGAAAGCGUCAUUCCAAAAAAAGGCGUGGUUACUGGUUGUGGCCACGCCUUCGCGCACAUCAAUUAGGAGCCACGAAGGCGUUUGCUAGUGUAGUUAGCGUAGCGUAGCAUUAGCGACUCUGACAGCUGUUAGAACUCGGUUUGACCGGACACGGCUCGCUUAAACGAAUCAUGGCUAAGGUACACGGCGGGGCGUCUGGCUGUAGGGCUUUCGUUAUGGCCGGCCAGUUUUGGUCAAAGCCAGCGCCUCCGCUGGCUCAGCCGCAGCAGAACACGGGCCAGCGGAAGCUCGCCAAGAUCCAGCGGCGCAUGCUGUCAGUCACCGCCGCCGUGCAGGUUAACAAGCGGCCAGUCCAGACGCAGCAGGACGCGACCAACUUCGUCCCGCUCUCGGAUCGCGGCGUGUGGUCGAACCGCUCGCUGGUCUACCGGGACGUGAAGGCGUUCCUUAAUGAAGUCGGCGGCGAUCCGCGGGAGGCUCGCUACUGGCUGACGCAAUUUCAACGGGCACAUGUUUGCAAAGCGCCUGCUUUCGCCGUGCUGGAGAUUGACCCGUCGGUGUUCAAAAGCAUUGAGAUGGUGCAGAGCCUGGCGUUCGGCUUGUCCUUCCUGCAACGCAUGGAUAUGAAGACAGUGGUGGUCAUGGGGCUUCCUCCUGAGCUAAGGAAAGAAAACGGUGUACCAGAUGGACCCCUUUCCUCUGACUAUAGGACUAUACUGAUAAAAUAUUGCCAAGCUCUUGCCGAAGCCUUGCAGCACAGCUCUGCCAGUGUCAUUCCUUUCUUCAGUGCGGAGUCAAUGCUGCGUCUUCAGGAGCCUCCACACAGCAGCAGUGGUGCAGCGUCCCUCCAAGUAGACACGACCCUGCUUCAGUGGAGUCUGGACUGUGGGGCUAUUCCCCUGGUGUGUCCUGUGGGCUGUGAUACAACCGGCUGCUCCACUCUCUUCAAUUCAGUCGAUGUCACUGUAGCCAUUUCUCGAGCUCUCAAGCCGCUCAAAGUCAUGUUCCUGAAUAGCUAUGGGGGUCUCCGUAACCAAAACAUGAAGGUGCUGGGCACUGUGUCUCUGCCGAGUGACCUGCCCCUGUUAUCCUCAGCUGAGUGGCUGUGUGCGUUGGAGCGCAGGCAGGUCAGCGCUAUCGCUCACCUCCUCAACCAGCUGUCUCCAGAGAGCUCAGCAGUCAUCACUUCAGCUGAUACACUCCUCACUGAGCUCUUCAGUCAUAAAGGAUCUGGCACCAUGUUCAAAAAUGGAGAUCCGAUUCAUAAGUACAGUAGCCUUGAGGGCAUAGACAUGGACCGUCUAGUGGCUCUGAUUAACAAGUCUUUUGGAAAGACACUAAAGGAAGACUACAUUAGCUCUCUUAAGGACAGACUUCAUUCCAUCUAUCUGUCAGAAGGGUACAACGCAGCAGCUAUCAUCACCUCGGAGUCCAUCAGCAGUGGGAUUCUAUAUUUGGAUAAGUUUGUGGUGAGUGACAGCAAACAGGGUCAGGGUACCUGUCAGAUCCUCUGGCAGUGUAUUCGCCAGGACCUGGCCAAGCUCUUCUGGCGAUCCCGUGCGAGCAAUCGCAUCAACCAUUGGUACUUCAAGCAUUGUGACGGCAGUUUCGUGAACGGCCGCUGGACCGUCUUCUGGGUCGGCCUGUCAGAUAUCCGCGAGUCAUACGAGGUGGUGGAGUAUGCCAAGCAACUCCCAGACUCGUUCUGCCAAAACUCAGAGAGUGACGCACCUAUCCCGCAGGCGCCCGCUGGGUCUUAAACUCUUCCCCUGCAUUUGACACUCUGAAAUUCAACAUAUGACUGUAAAAGGCAUGACUGUGUGCUUUUUACAUGACCUUGACGUAUGGCAUUACUUUUAAAGCUUGGGGUUGCUGAGAGUGUCUUUCCUCUUGUGUUUGCUAGAUUUAUCAGAUUUAAGGUGAAAUUAGUUUGUUCUGGCAGUCCUGCUGUUACACGACAGGUUUGAAGGACAUUAUACAGGACAUUGAACUGGAAAAUUAAAAUUCCUAAUUAAAAAAUUGUUUACAGCAUUAAGCUCUAGAAGAUGCUGGCAUUGAUACACUGUGAAAGCAUUUAGAAUUUAUCAAAUUAUAGCACUUAUACUGAUGUUUUAUAUCACGGUAUCUUGAUAUAAUAUGUUCAAAGUGGACAUUUCUGGCAAACUUAUUGAUGCACUAUAUGGACAAAGGUAUGUGGUUCUUUUCCAAACUGUUACUACAAAGCUAAAAGAACACAAUUGUAUAGAAUGUCUUUGGAUGCAGUAUAACAACAUUUUGCAUUCACUUGAACUUGAAAACCCAAACCUGUUCCAGCAUAGCAAUGCCCCUGUUCACACAGUGAGCUCCAUCAAGAUAUGGUUUGCAUGGUUUAUAUAAACCUCUGAUCUCAACCUUACUGAACAUCUUUGGGAUGAUUCGGAACAGUGACUGCACCCCAGGCCUCAUCACCCUACAUCAGUACCUGACAGAUAUACACAAAUGUCCACCAGCACACUCCAAAAUCUUCUGAAGAGGGGAGGGAAUUAUAUGAGCAAUAUAGUGUAGCUGUUUGUUCGUUCUGACACUCAUUUAAGUCACUACAGUACUAUUAUUACACAGUUUAAUAAUCAGGGAUCAGGAAUGUAAAGCUCAGAUUACAGAGUAUUAAUAAAAAAAAAAUUUUGGGUAUGGGAAAAGCUAUUUAAUAUGUUUACAUUUCAUUGUCACAAUUUUCCUGAAUUAAAAUACUAUAUCUUA
Silurus meridionalis is the source of this 2773-nucleotide messenger RNA. RefSeq names its product N-acetylglutamate synthase (gene nags). The record is from RefSeq and is a predicted model, not a curated record. Lineage: Eukaryota; Metazoa; Chordata; Actinopteri; Siluriformes; Siluridae. Gene Ontology annotation, cellular component: mitochondrial matrix. The coding region runs from base 208 to 1797 and encodes 529 amino acids. The transcript is spliced from 8 exons. Gene Ontology annotation, biological process: L-arginine biosynthetic process. Gene Ontology annotation, molecular function: arginine binding; L-glutamate N-acetyltransferase activity, acting on acetyl-CoA as donor.